AUGUCGUUGUUUGAUUCAUCAUUUAGAGCCACAUCGAUGGUAGUCUCCCCUCAUCGGUAUGGUUUAUUUAAUAAGAGAAAUGAUGAGGAUGAGGAUAGUGUUUUUGGAGAACGUAUUGAGGUUGAUUAUGAUACAGAUAGUGCCUCAUCCGAAGAAGAGAGUUAUGGAAGUGGACCAAGAAGUUUCAUCAGUACAAAAAGCUCAAACGGAGAGUCAUUGAUACUCAAUGAUGGUGAUUCCAGUGCCUUGGAUUUAACCUCUAGCUUGGACUUGGAGAGGAAGAGUCCUGCUUCUCCUCUAUUUAAAUCCAUCCUCAAUACAUCACCUCAACAUUAUAAUCCAAAGAAUGAUCCGAGUACCACCUCUUUAGGUUUACCAGCACAUAUAAUUGUUUCUAAGAAUUCAAGUGAGGAUGAUAUUAAAACAACAACGAAAACAAUUGAGGAUGAAGAUUACGCAUGUUUUCGUUUACUAGGAUUGUACAAACAUCAGGUCACCCCACAUGAUUUGCUGCUGAAAUUAUUCGAUAUUUUUGGAAGUACAGAUUAUACUGACAAUACUAUUGAAGCUAAGAAGAAAUUAACUUUCAGGUCUGCAGCUAUUGCAGUUACAAUGUCUGCAAUGCUCAAAUCAAAACAACCACAACCAGAAUCUGGCUCUGAACACAGACAUCACUCAAAACAUGCAGCAGCAAUUAGUAAUAUUCACAAGAAAAUUAGAGAAUCUAUUAAUGGAAAAACAGGGGAUGACAAGGGUUCACCACAAUAUUUGGAAAAGGUCAGGAAAAGAAUUGGCUAUGUUCCUAAGAAGCAUAUGAAAAUGAUGAUGAAGCAAGAGCAAGAGAAAAAGGAGGUGAAAAAGGAUAAUAAUAUUGAGGACGAAACAUUUAAUAAGUACAAAAUUUUGCAAAACCAACAUCAAAAACAAAAGAACAAGUACAGUAAUGUUAAAAAGAGAAUCAAAUACUUGAAAUUUAAGAAUAUUAUGUUGGAAUCCACUAUUUAUAUGAAAGAUAAGAAUAAUUCUUUAGAGUCCGUACUUGGUUACUCAACUAAGGUUAUUUACGAGAAUCCAUUUAUUGAUUUCAAUACAUGCCUAAACCAUAUAACUACACUGGCAAAGAUUAGAUUUCCUGAAAUGGAGAAAAAUUCUUUAGAAAUGUGCUCAACCAGUCUUCUUUAUCCUUAUGUUUUAAAUAUGAUGAAAAGAGCUCUGAAAUUAGUGAAUAAUUUCUCAAAAUGGAUAACAGACGAUCCCAACGUUUCAUCUUUAUUCCAUUAUUAUAGACCUCCCCUUCUAAGGAUUUUUAACUUAUUUAUCAAAAUGGAUAAUGAAGAAAAACAAACUGAAGCUGUGGAUAUUUUUAAGACAAACAACACUAUGAAUAUUGAUGCAUUCCUCAAUUUUUGCACUGUAUUUUCAAUUACACCAAAUAUGAUUCCUGAACAAGUGGCAAAAAAGAUAUUCCACAAUAUUCUGAAAGAGAAACACAGCUCGUUUCUUUCUAAAAAAUCAUCCAAUCAGAUUAGAACGGUGGUAAUUGGAGAUUUUCUUGAAAUUUUGGCUAGGCUGGCUAGUAACUUUUCGUAUCAAUUUGAGGAUCUAUUGAAACAAUGUCAAUAUUUAUUGGACCAUUUAGAGGAGAAUUAUUAUUUGUUGUUUGGCGAGUACAUGUCAAAGGAAAGGAAAAGAAGCUAUCUCACUAAGAAUCAACCUGAAAACAAUCUCAAUAUAACAAAAUCUAGCUUUGAUGAAGCCACCAUCCUCAGAAAGAAAUCCGUAUCUGUGAACAGCUCAGUAGAUUUCUAUCAAACAACUACAGCCCAUGUAGAAGAAAAGAAAAUACCCUCUAUACUAAGAACUGUAAAUACACAAAGGAGUGUAAAAAAGCCUCCAAAGAGGGAUUUUAUCAAAACCGAACAAGACUUGGUUGACUAUAUUGGUGAGGAUAGAUUCAGAAUGAUGGAUAGUAGCAGAACUCUGCACAAGGUUUUUGCUCUGUAUUGUAAGGAUAAGCAAGGCAAUUGGUCUUGUAAAGACUUUCUUAACUUUCUGGAAGAUUAUGCAAUCGAUAAGAGAAUUAAGAAAUUUCAACAAUUUCUAAAUCUAAGAUAUGAAGACGAAGAACUGUUCGACGAUUUGGGUCUUCCAGUAGUCGAUGAAAGAUAUCUUACCGCUCAGUUUAAAUCGAAAUCAUUUGACAGCUCUCUUUCAAGAGUUAAGCUGUACGCUCUUUUCCAUGAUGUUUAUGAAGAGAAGGUUAAGUCACUCUCUUCAAAAGAUACAUUUUCUUUAUUCCUUGAUAGAGUAUUUAGUAAGAGUAAUUAUCUCAAAGCUGUAGAAAAAGUUAGAGAACGAAAUUUACAAAAGAUGAAGGAUCCUUCUUCAAUCCUCGAGACAUCUAAUCCCAACACCUCUGUUUCUUCUUUAAAUUUAAGCUCGAUUUCACUAAAUAUGAGCUCUAGCUUAAUAUCCAUAGAGCGUGUUCGACCUUCGACAUCAACAAGCAUUUCAGCGCAAGAGAGUCGCCAAUUCUUCACAACCAGAGUUUUCAGACAAUUCAACUUGUUGAAGGGAUGUAAAAUUGUAGCAUAUGUGGAAAACAGAAAGGGUUGUGUAAUGAAAUCAGAUAAUGGUAUUUUGCCAACCUCAUUUGAUUUGAAUAUGGUAAUCAAAGACAAAUUUGUGGAGCGAGAGUUGCUUUCUCAUCUAACAGUUUGUGAAACAUUUAAUCAACUUGUAGAUAGAUUACUCAUGAUUGGAUACGAUAUACAAAGUAAGUGUGGAGAUCACUGCAUUCAAGGAAGUAUUAAGUGUUUGAGAUUUUGUAAGAGAAAGACACUCGACCCUGUUGGAUGUAUUUUUGAAAUGAAAGGUCAAUUCUCAUCCCUUCUCUAUCAACCCACUCUCGGUGAUUUAAUUAGAACUGAUUGUGGUCUGACAUUGUAUGACUUAGACCCUUCCAACAUUUUAUUUAACAAUCUUUUGAAACUUUACAAGGAAAGCAUUUGUAUUGAUGAAUUAACUCAUGCAAUACGUGAUUUAGGUUUUGACAUUGUCAAUGUUAAAUUUUGUUGA
This is a messenger RNA of Naegleria gruberi, 3078 nucleotides long. RefSeq lists its product as uncharacterized. The record is from RefSeq and is a predicted model, not a curated record. NCBI's taxonomy places the organism in Eukaryota, Heterolobosea, Eutetramitea, Acrasida, Naegleriidae. The transcript has a single exon. The coding region runs from base 1 to 3078 and encodes 1025 amino acids.